This is a messenger RNA of Coregonus clupeaformis (lake whitefish), 1401 nucleotides long. It is a transcript of the gene tmem214, whose product is annotated as transmembrane protein 214. The record is from RefSeq and is a predicted model, not a curated record. NCBI's taxonomy places the organism in Eukaryota, Metazoa, Chordata, Actinopteri, Salmoniformes, Salmonidae. The transcript has 11 exons. The coding region runs from base 1 to 1386 and encodes 461 amino acids. Gene Ontology annotation, cellular component: endoplasmic reticulum; Golgi apparatus.
AUGGCGUCAAAUAACGCUCAGGUUGGAAAGUGGGAAGUCGUGAAAAAAGUAAGAAACCGGGCACCGCCGAGAAAAAAUCCCGGGGAGAAGAAAGCUGGACGGAAAGCUCUGAGCGAAUCCAACACGACGAGGAUCGACCAGCUUCCUCCCCUGGUGACAUCGGAGACGUUGUUUGAGGCUUUUGAGAAGAUGGGGAAGAAGCAUUACAAGGAGCAGGUUCCUCCGGCCGAGCCCAGCAACAAGAAGCCUUCAGCGGGCAAACAGAAGGCCAAGCCUCCCCCUGCCUCCACACCAACACACAACACACACAAGAACCUGGAGGAUGCAUUCAAAGCCUUGGACGUGGGGGAGCUGAAGCAGCAGUUGGACCGGAGCCAGACUCUGUUUCCUGACAACCCGUCAGUAUGGGUCAAAGACCUGGCAGGAUACCUCAACCACGCCCUGGCUGCUCCAGAGACUGAACCCACCCUCAGCAGCUACGCACACGAUUACCCAUACUGCCUUGCGGGGAAGGAGCUGAGGGGCGUGGUCAAGGCUUUGAUUGGUCGCUGCAGCGAGAGUCUACAGGACUUCUAUGACCACUGUGUUUACACCAUGCUGAGAGAACUGGACAAACAGACCGGAGAUCCUCUCCAUGGUUACCGGGUGUGUAUCCAGGCCAUCCUACAAGAUAAGCCCAGAAUAGCUACACAGAACCUGCCUGACUAUCUGGAGUUGUUGCGGUCAGUUCAGAACCGUCCGGUCAAGUGUCUGACCAUCAUGUGGUCUCUGGGACAGGCUGGUUACUAUGACCUCAGCCAGGGGCUACGAGUAUGGCUGGGUAUCAUGCUGCCAGUCCUGGGGGUGAAAGCCCUGUCCUCCUACGCCAUCGCAUACCUGGAGAGACUGCUGCUGCUCCAUGUUAACCUGACUAAAGGUUUUGGUGUCAUGGGACCUAAAGAGUUCUUCCCUCUGCUGGACUUUGCCUACAUGCCCAAGAACGCCCUGUCAUCCAGCCUCCAGGAGCAGCUGCGUCGUCUGUACCCUCGUCUGAAGGUGUUGGCGUUUGGGGCGAAGCCAGAGACCACCCUCCAUACCUACCUGCCCUCCUUCCUGUCCCGAGCCACGCCCCACUGCCCUGAUGAUAUGAAGAGAGAGUUGCUCAGCUCCAUGACAGAGUGUCUAUCUGUUGACCAGCAGAGUCUAGGGGUCUGGAGACAGCUAUACACCAAGCAUCUACCACAGUCCAGUCUGCUGUUAAACCAUCUAAUGAAGUCCUGGAACACUCUGCCACCCAAGGUACAAUAUAACCAUGGUAACUGCCUCUGUCCCGUCUCAGUGAUGAGGUCAUCCGUGUACUGGCUCAGGAUUGGCUGGGAGGAAAGGAAGUUAAUUAUUGGGGUAUAAUAGCUAGAUUCAGUU